Molecule: messenger RNA, 1212 nt
Organism: Morone saxatilis (striped sea-bass)
Lineage: Eukaryota; Metazoa; Chordata; Actinopteri; Moronidae
Product: NMDA receptor synaptonuclear signaling and neuronal migration factor-like
Exons: 4
Biological process (GO): positive regulation of neuron migration; regulation of neuronal synaptic plasticity
Cellular component (GO): cytoplasm; nucleus
Source: RefSeq, a predicted model, not a curated record
AUGCAGUACUGUGGUUAUGGAGCUCACAUCAUCUAUUUUCAGCACAUCUCCGAGCAAUCUUCUUCAGUUGCUGUCAAGGUUAAAGCAGCACGAGCAUUUGGAGAGUACCUGUCCCACACGCACCCUGAAAACCGAAACGGAUCAGCUCAUCUUCUGUGUGAAACCUUGGUGGGUCCCGACCCGGAGUCGCCAAGUGACACCAUUGGCCCCAACAACAACAACAACCACCUGUAUUCCUGCUCCAACACCACCAAGGGCUGUGAGGACAACCGGGAGUCUGGUGUGGUGAAAGCCCCGCUGGGUUUAGUCCAGCCACCUCUCCCUUCCAUCACCAUCUCUACCAAGCCAGCACGGCUGUCCCUCGAGCGCAGCUUCUCAGCUGAGGAAGACCAGCAGAAGUGUGUAGAGUGCACCCUGCAGCCUGCCCGUGUGUACACCAUCACCACCCAGCGCGGUAUGCUGAUGAGCAGCGGCCGGGGCAGCAAGGAGAGCCUAGAACUGGACGUCCUGAAGGAGAAGUCGGGGAGUCGCGGGGUGGGAUCCAGAGGUGGCUUGAUCCAGCCCUCCACUUCCCCUUCCUCCACCUCAUCGUCUCCAACCCAGUACCACCAUGCCAGCAGCGGCCGUGGCACCAGCCACCAUCACGGCAACCAUCACCACGGUAACCAUCACCACGGGAACCACCACGGCAUCUCAGGCACCAGUGCACCCUCCAGCAGUGGAGGAAGCAGUGGGGCAAGUGGAAGCAGCAGUAGCAACCAGCAGCAGUCUUUAGCCGUCACUGGAUCCCACUCCCACCAUGGAUCACACCACAGCCACCACCAUCACUUGUCUCAACCCCCGCUGCAGACCUCCGUCAGCGCCCACAACAUCCGCGGCUGGGGUGAGGGUGGAAAAGGGGAUGCGGAGUGCAGCGGGCUGGCCUGUGACUCGUGCAGCGGCACCCCCUCGAGGAGCCAGGGCUCCCUGGACCUGGAGAGCACAUCCCGAGAGGCAGGCAAGCAGCACCGACGCCUAGAGCGGAUGUGGAGUGUGGACCGGAUGACUGGGCUGGAGAGAGAGGACACUAACUGGUUCCCCAAGGAAAACAUGUUCAGCUUUCAAACUGCCACAACAACCAUGCAGGCGUGAGUGUCCACCUUCAAGCACACAUAUAAAUCUUAUGUGUACACAAACACACAUACAGUACAUGCAGUCAGGCUGGUGUGUUGA